AUGAGCUCCGAUUCGUCGGCGGUUACAGACGGCGGCGAACAAGCCGUUUCCUCCGCGGGAACGAGCGCUGGGCCAUCACCGGCUUACGACAAACAGAAGGAGAAGGCGCGUGUGAGUAGAACGUCUCUGAUCCUGUGGCACGCGCACCAGAACGACGCGGCUGCGGUUCGGAAGCUCCUUGAGGAAGAUCCGUCUCUUGUUCACGCUAGAGACUAUGAUAAGAGGACUCCGUUACACGUGGCGUCGCUUCAUGGGUGGAUCGAUGUUGUUAAUUGUCUGCUCGAGUUUGGUGCUGAUGUAAACGCUCAGGAUAGGUGGAAGAACACUCCUCUGGCUGAUGCGGAAGGAGCUAGGAAGCAGAAAAUGAUUGAGCUGCUGAAGUCUCAUGGCGGUUCAUCUUAUGGUCAAAACGGGAGUCAUUUUGAACCAAAACCUGUGCAACCGCCAAUUCCAAAGAAAUGUGACUGGGAAAUUGAACCUGCUGAGCUUGAUUUCUCUAAUGCCGCCAUGAUUGGAAAGGGUUCCUUUGGUGAGAUUGUGAAAGCUUAUUGGAGAGGAACACCAGUAGCUGUGAAACGUAUUCUUCCGUCUCUGUCAGAUGAUAGACUGGUUAUUCAAGACUUCAGGCAUGAGGUUGAUUUGCUAGUUAAGCUUCGUCAUCCGAAUAUAGUCCAAUUCUUAGGAGCUGUAACCGAAAGAAAACCCCUUAUGUUAAUCACUGAAUACUUACGCGGGGGAGAUCUUCAUCAAUACCUCAAGGAAAAGGGUGGUCUUACUCCAGCAACUGCUGUCAACUUUGCGUUGGAUAUCGCAAGAGGAAUGACAUAUCUUCACAAUGAGCCUAAUGUUAUCAUUCACCGAGAUCUUAAACCAAGGAACGUUCUUCUGGUUAACUCCAGUGCAGACCACUUGAAAGUUGGAGACUUUGGUCUUAGUAAGCUCAUAAAGGUUCAAAACUCUCAUGAUGUCUACAAAAUGACUGGCGAAACCGGAAGCUACCGGUAUAUGGCUCCUGAAGUAUUCAAGCAUAGAAAAUACGACAAGAAAGUCGAUGUCUUCUCCUUUGCAAUGAUUCUCUACGAGAUGCUUGAAGGAGAGCCACCGUUUGCGAACCAUGAGCCAUAUGAAGCAGCUAAACAUGUAUCAGAUGGACACAGACCUAGUUUCCGUUCCAAAGGAUGCACACCAGAUCUAAGAGAGUUAAUAGUGAAAUGCUGGGAAGCAGACAUGAACCAGAGACCAUCGUUUCUAGACAUCCUCAAGAGACUCGAAAAGAUAAAGGAAACUCUACCAUCAGAUCACCACUGGGGCUUAUUCACUUCAUAA
Eruca vesicaria subsp. sativa (arugula) is the source of this 1326-nucleotide messenger RNA. The record is from the annotation of a GenBank genome assembly. Lineage: Eukaryota; Viridiplantae; Streptophyta; Magnoliopsida; Brassicales; Brassicaceae.